AUUUUCUUUAAAAAUAUUGAAAUUCAUGCACAUUAAAUAUUGUUGAAAUCAGAACAACUCGAGCGGGCGCCAAGUGAACACUCACGACAUCGAGACGAAACGAAAGAAAAUUAAAUCUCUGGAAAUAUAAUUGUUUUAGUGGAAACAUUAAUAUAUUUUAUAAAUUAAUUAAAACAUUAAAUAAAUUUCUAACGAACAAAAAUGGUUUUCGAAAGUGGAUUUACUACCCGCAGGACCUAUACUAGCAGGCCUGUCGUUAGCUCGUAUGCCGUAUCGUAUCCGGUUGAACAUAAGAUCUCACGUGUGUAUAAAACGACCUACCCAAUAUACUCGUCUUACACAACUCCAAAACGAGUAUAUACUGGAUCACGUGUUUUUACUUCACCUGUUCGAGUUGUAACUUCCCCAGCCCGCGUAGUGACACGCGUUAUACAUGCACCAUCGCCAGUUCGCGUUGUCCGUACAACUACACGGCUUAUAUCUUCACCGGAACGUACAAUCUCAUACACCUACAGAACACCGAAUUUGUAUACCUCCUCAUAUCUGCCAACAACCACUUAUAGCACGUAUUCACCUUCCACUUAUGUGUACUCCACUCCAUCCUAUUACUACUCGCCCAUAUCUCGUGUGUACACAGGAUCCCUGAGUCCACCAAUCAGGAUAACAACUUCUCCAGUGCGUUCUUCAACAUCCUAUCUGAAGAGAACAUUACCAGGAUAUGGCGCUCGUGCUUUAACCAAUUACCUCAGCACUGAACCCUUUGCCACUUUUCAAGAUGAAACGAACCGUAUUCGUCACAGAGCACAGUCACUGAUUCGUGAUAUCCACUCUCCGGUAGUUCGCAGAGCUCGUAGUUGCACACCGUUUCCAGUAACGGGAUAUACCUACGAACCAACAUCUAAACUUGCUCUUGAUGCGUACGUUGAAAGAAUAACUAAUCCCGUUCGUCACAUUGCCAAGGAAGUUCAUAGAAUCUCUCACUAUCCUGAACCAGCUAAAAAAUAUGUCGGCAAAAGUCAUCUCGCAUCUGUCAGGAUUUGCGGCGAUAAAGCAUAUAAUAUUAGAAGGCCAAUGUACGAUUCGGAUAAGGUCCGAACAGACAUAAAUCUUCUAUCAUGGUAUUUAAGAAAACCUCAAGGAAAAAGUGACGAAAAAAAUAAGGAGAAUGAUUCCGUGAAAACAGAUCUUUUUCAACCAUGCCAGCAGGUUUUCAGUCUCCCGCAGCUUUUUGGCCCCAAAAAUCCUGAAUUAGAUCCUUAUCGUCCGUCUCGUAAAUUUGGUGCUCCUGUAUCAUUGGAAGACCCCAUUGGAGAUGAAACUAAAGAAAAGCAACGUCUUCGACAUGAUCGCCUAAUGACUGUUAAUGAGGAGGUUUCAGACGAAAUUCAGUUAGAAAAGAAGAAAGCUCAAGCUCUAGAAUCUCUAGAAAAAAAAUCCAAGGAACAAACUAAGAUAAAGCAAGAUGAGGCAAUUCUUAAAGCAGCCAAAGAUGAUGAACUUAAGGCCGAAAAAGCUCGAUUAGCUGAAGAAGAACGAUUAGCUGAAGAAGCACGAUUAGCAGAAGAAGAACGAUUAGCUGAAGAAGCACGAUCAGCAGAAGAAGCGCGAUUAGCAGAAGAAGCACGAUUAGCUGAAGAAGCCCGAUUAGCUGAAGAAACCCGAUUAGCAGAAGCAGCACGAUUAGCUGAAGAAACACGAUUAGCAGAAGAAGACCGAUUAGCUGAAGAAGCCCGAUUAGCUGAAGAAGCUCGUUUGGCAGAAGAAGCCCGAUUAGCAGAAGAACAGCGUAUUGCUGAAGAAAUUCGUUUGAAGAAAGCUGAAGAAGAUAGGCUAGCUGAAGAAUCACGUAUAGCAGAGGAAGAAGCUCGAAAAGUGGAAGAAGCUCGCUUAGAAGAAGAAAAACGGCAGCGUGAGGAAGAAGUGAUCCGUCUAGCAGAAAUUGAAAAGCAAGCUGUUGAUGAACAGGAGGGAGAGUUGGCACGUCAAGCAGCAGAACUAGCUGAAAUAGCGCGCCAAGAAGCUGAACUUGCGGCACAAGAAUUGCAUGCCAUGCAACAUGAAAACCAAGUAGUUUCGACGGAUUUAGAUGACAUAAGCGGAGUUUCAGUAGAACCCGUCGUAGAACAACCAGAGACUCCUGUCGAAGAAAAUCGUAGAGAACCUAUUAUUGAACUAUCUACUCAAAUAGAUGAACUUUCUUUUGCUGAUGACACUACCGAAGCAGAGGAAGAAGAUGAUGAAGAGGAAUGAAAAGGAUCAAGCAAUACAAAUUCGCACUUAACCUGAAAUUGAAGGAAUAAAAUUUUAAUGAAAAUGUGUUCAAUAUAUUAAUUUUGCUGAAUUUUUGUAGCAGACUUUUUACAAUACAAGGUUCCUCUUUUGUACUACUUACUAAAUGUAUUUCUUAAAAAAAUGUGUUUGUUUUCAAAAUAAUUGAAAGACAUUUUUAAACUUACUGACAAAAAAACUAUCAAAUAAAAUUACUACGCAAUUAUUCGCCUUACAUAUGGAUGUAGUUAUCCUUUAGGAAUUCAAAAUAUUCAAAUUUCCAAUUUACGGAGGGUCAGCGAGACCAUAUAAAAUCUAAUUGCAAACUUAAAUGUGAUGCAUUAAUUAUUCCGGGUAAUAUUGUUUGUGGAUAUAUCGGUUAAAAGCUGGUUGCUGAACAUUCAAUUUGUAAAGCCAAUUAUGUCGAUGUUCAGGACAAAUAAAUAUACAUAUGUACCGAGAGCUGAAGAGGGAAGCGAGACGCAUUUGCAGACAAAAAAAGAAAGAGGCCGAAAUGCGUGAGUAUGAAGAGCUUGACAAGCUGGCUGACAGGGGUAAUGCUCGAAAAUUUUACGAAAAGAUCCGGCGACUAACGGACGGUUUCAAGAUCGGAGCACACUCCUGUAGGACCCCCAGAGGUGAUAUAGUUGUUGAUGACCAGAGUAUACUGUGUUUGUGGAGGGAACACUUCUCCAGCCUAAAUGUAAGUGAAAGUACAACACCAGGAGAUGGCGAACCCGAUUCCCCAAUCGACGACGAUGGAACAGAUGUUCCAUUGCCCGACCGUGCCAUUCCAUUGUCCGGGCUGUUGCCGGCCGAGCUAUUCAAAUACGGCGGCGAAGAGCUAAUAAGGUGCAUGCAUCAGCUUCUUUGCGGAAUUUGGUCGGAAGAAAGCAUGCCCGAUGAUUGGAAUCUCAGUGUACUCUGCCCAAUCCAUAAAAAGGGAGACCCCACAAUCUGCACCAACUAUCGUGGGAUAAGCCUCCUUAACAUCGCUUAUAAGGUUCUAUCGAGCGUACUGUGUGAAAGACUAAAGCCCACCGUCAACAAACUGAUUGGACCUUAUCAGUGUGGCUUUAGACCUGGAAAAUCAACAACUGACCAGAUAUUCACCAUGCGCCAAAUCUUGGAGAAGACCCGUGAAAAGAGGAUCGACACACAGCAUCUAUAUGUUGACUUAAAAGCUGCUUUCGACAGCACGAAAAGGAGGUACCUUUAUGCCGCGAUGUCUGAAUUUUGUAUCCCCGCAAAACUAAUACGGCUGUGUAAAGUGAUGUUGAGCAACACCAUAGGCUCCGUCAGGAUCGGGAAGGACCUCUCCAAGCCGUUCGAUACCAAACGAGGUUUCAGACAAGGUGACUCGCUAUCGUGUGACUUCUUUAACCUGAUGCUGGAAAAAAUACUUCGAACCGCAGAGCUAAACAGAGAAGGUACAAUUUUUUAUAAAAGUGUACAGCUACUGGCUGGAAAAAAUACUUCGAACCGCAGAGCUAAACAAAGAAGGUACAAUUUUUUAUAAAAGUGUACAGCUACUGGCGUACGCCGAUGAUAUCGAUAUCAUUGGAAACAACAAGUUCUGCUUUUUCCCGCCUGGAUAAGGAAGCGAAGCGAGUGGGUCUGGUGAUGAACGAGGACGAGACGAAAUAUCUCCUGUCAUCAAACAAACAGUCAGCGCAUUCGCGUCUUGGCUCCCACGUCACUGUUGAAAGUAAUAACUUUGAAGUUGUAGAUAAUUUCGUAUACAACAUCAACACCGAUAAUAAUGUCAGCCUUGAAAUCCAACGCAGAAUCACUCUUGCCAACAGGUGCUACUAUGGACUGAGUAGGCAAAGUCCUCUCCCAACGAACAAAAACUAAACUCUCCCAACGAACAAAAACAAAAACUAAACUAAAAAACCACUGCGUGGCGCGCUGUUGUGGACUCGGCUAUAACCGCGUAAGCGGUUUCUUCGCCAGUCAAGAAGAAGAAGUUUGUAUGUACAUAUGUACAUAUAAUAUGUAUAUCACAUCCAUAUGUAGCCUACGUACACAUAAUGGUUGUUUGUAAGUCCUAAAACUAAACGAGUUAGAUAUAGAGUCAUGGUAUGGAGUAAAGACGAAAUCCGGAUGUUGUUCUGUCCGUCCGUACAAGCGAUAACUUGAGUACAAAUUGAUUGAGAUAUCUAAAUGAGAAUUGGUACACGAGUUCCUUGGCACCAUAAGAAGGUUGCUUUCAUAGAUGGCCAAAAUCGGACUACUGCCAUGCCCACAAAAUGGCGAAAACCGAAAACUUAUAAAGUGCCAUAACAAAGCCAUAUAUAAAGAUAGGAAAGUAAAAUUUGGUACAAAAGGUCAUAUAUCUCGGAAACCAGUUGUAUCAACACUUCAUUAUAUAGUAGGAAAAGGAAAGAAAUCGGAUUAUAACCACGUCUACCUCCCGUACAGAUGUUAUGGUGAACAUUCAAUAAAGUGCGUUAAUCCAGUCAGAAAAAUACCGGAAACCUCAAAUUUCAAGGUAAAGAUUGUACAGAAGGGAUGCACUUAUGCGUUAAAAACCAUAUCAACCAAUUUCAACGAAUUUCGGUUCACAAUAAUUUCAUGGCAUCCCAAUGUUAAAGUUUGAAAGUGGGCAAAAUGGGUUAACAACCUCAACAACUUUACAAUAUAUACAUUAUACAUAUUACUUUGCAAGCUUUGCACAAAUGCUACAUUUCGUAUCGCAUGCCCCGUAUAAACAUCGAUGAAUUCGAACUAGAACUUUUCAGUGCCUCAGAUAUCGACAUGAGGACUUCAAAGCUUGCGGCUAAUUUUUUAUUGAAAAUCUGUCAGAUAUUUUAAGAAAUUCAAAGAAGAUGUGUUCCUUUUAACAGUCUGUUCCAAAAAUGGGCAAAAUCAGCGCAAUAUUUCCUGUAAACUACAUAUACCAAAUAUACGGAAUUUCAAACUUCCAGUUGACUUACAUUCAGCGUUAUAAGUCUACAUGCAGCUAAUACAAAAAUGUUUCACUAGUUAAUCAAAAAAUAGGGUAUUGACUUCACAAAAAAAUAUGUAAACAUUCCAAAGAAGUUCGGAAACAAUGUUUUUUUUUUCUAUGAAUCAAAGUACUGAAUAUUUGGCAUAAACGGUUGUAAAUUGUUUGGCAGGUGAAGCAUACAACAAAAAUGAACUAUGCCCAACUGUAAAGCACGUAAGUAAGGGUGUGAUGGUUUAGGUUAGAUGGUUUGUUUGCCAACCACUGGCACCGGCAACUUAGAGUUUGUGGAGACAACAAUGGAUAGGCAUAUUAAUUUAGACAUUUUAAGGCAUGAUAUUAGAUCGAGCACUGAAAAUUUAGGUUUGAAAAAUGGGUAUUAUUUCCAACAAAAUAAAGUUCCCAAGAACGGUUCCCGUUUGACUUUUUAUUCUUUUUAGGCAACAAAAGAGAAAUAUAUUUUUCCAAAAAAAAGGAAUAUACAAUCAAUUUUAAUUUUGUUUAUUUUUCAUCUUUCAGGUACACGAGGAUAGGAAUAAUAUAUUAAGAUAUUAGACAUUAAAUUUGGUAUCAAUUUAUACAUUUAACAAAUAUUGGAUAUUCUUCAGGUUUAUGUGCUUAUAUCACACUAAAUAUAUUGAAAGUGUUGUUCCCCGUACUCACCUUGAAUUUCAAUAUUCAUACGUAAAAUGAUUAAUCACUCAAAUGCAUUUAAAUUAUAUUUUCAGAUUCGUUUUACUUUACAGGUUUUUAGAUUAGCGACAAGGUAAGUAUAAAUUCAAUAUAUUUAUUAUCAAGUCUACUUUAUUUACAGAUUUCUUUGAUUGGCGCAAAAAAAGGUAAGACAACUCGGUGUGUAUACACUGCGAAUAUAAUAAGUUUAUAUAGGAUUUCACUCUCGGUUGCGACCACGGACGGCACGAUUUGACUUUGAUGAAACUCGGCAACAGACUGUCUGUGAGCGAUCUUGUAUUGACAUAACAAGGCAAAAAAGGGUAAUCAGCGGGAUCGGUCCUCCUUCCCUUUCGUUCCUUUUGGGGUGGUGUUCUCAUGUGUAGUGUAGGCGUCGUAUAGUGAUGUGGAUGUUAAGUGGUGGUGUGAUAAUGUGGGGAGCGUGGUGAAUGUGCCGUGUCAGUGUUGUGUGUUGGAGUAAAAAUGUGGUGUGAUGGUGUGUUUGGUUGAGGGGGCUAUGACUCAUUUAGACAUCCCGGUCCCCUAGGCGACUAAUUAGCCUAGUAGACGUUGCAGUUGCUGCAAAGUGGCCACCAUAUUGGUGGACGGCGGCGCGUGGAUUCCGGCGUCGACUACAAGAUUGCCGUGGUUGCCUCCAUGCAACAUGGUUCGCCUGUGGGCGUCGGUUCGUACCUGCUCGCGUGAUGCACGGGCAGCGGUUGGUGGCGCUGUGGCUGCAGGGUUUCGAGUAACUGGGGCAUAUCGCUAUCGAUAUUUAGCUGUCAAAAUAGUAUUAAUAUUAUAUGCGUGUUGUAAAUAUUGAUAUGUUAGUUGGUGCUACGUUAUGUAGCACGCGUUGGCCGUCAUGUGGAUCGAGGAUUUAUAAUUUGUUUUGAUAGUUUCAUUAAUUAUUCAUGAUUUAUUUUAUGGGUUUAUUGUUUUCGUUUUAGGUUUCUAUUUUAUCGGCUGUCAUAGCAUAGUUUAACGAGCGGCCCUUCCAUUUUGCGUACGGAAAUCGACUAUGCGAAUAUGACCGGCGCCGUGGUCAAGUUUCUCUAUGCGGCCAAGCCGCCAUUCACAAUCUCCAAGCUUAGGCGCAUUUUCUAGUAUUUUCCACCGGUACCUUCUGUGGAGGUCCUUUAAAUAAUCCUCUUUCCAUCGAAGACUGAAAUCAUGAUGGAAGAUUUUGAUUCUUCACCAUCUGUUUAAAAAGGAAAGCGGCUCCACGCUUGGCUCAGGUGUGACCAGAAUGGGCGCUCCUUUGUGUGAGGGAUGUAAAGUCUGAUGGAUCUUACGAGAGGGUAGCGGGAGGCCGUGAGUUGAGAACGGCUUCAAUUCUUGUUAACAAUGUCGUAAAUUCUUCAUAAUUAAAUUUGUAGGUGCCAGCUAGCUUAGUGAAAUGAGAUUUGAAACUUUUUACAGCUUUUCCUAUAAACCACCCAUGUGUGGAGCGCUUGGGGGGAUAAACUGCCAAUUGGUGCCUUGGGGAGCAUAUUUUUGUAUAAUGUCAGGAGAGACUUGUUUUAUGAAAUCCACAAACUGUAUUUCUGUGGCUCUUUGAGCCCCGAUUAACGUUUUACCAUUAUCGGUCAUGAUUUUUGAUGGAAAGCCACGUCUUCCGACAAAGCGAGCAAAUGCCGCGAGAAAAGCCUCCUUCGUCAGAUUGGUACAUAGCUCAAGGUGCACUGCUUUUGUCGUUAAAAAGAUAAAGACAGCCACAUAGCAUUUCACGAGAGUGGGAGACCUUAGCAUAGACGCCUUUAUUUGAAAAGGCGCAGCAAAUUCGGCACCUGUAGUGGUGAAAGGCAGAGCGUAAUUGCAGCGUUCAGGUGGAAUUGCUGCCAUAAUCUGCGAUGUCGAACCUUUCUUGUGUUUAUUGACGUGUGCCUAUCUUAGCUGCUUCAAAAUAGUGGUCCGAGUCGGUGUUGGGACCACGAAGCCUACGCACAUCAAAAACACUGGAGACAUGUCGUCCAAGUAGCUUGAUGGAAUUCUUAUGCUAGAAUCUAGUACUACAGACGACCAUAUUUCGGGCUCCAGCGAAGUCGAUCAGUCUCAGACCGUUUGGCGAUGUUUCGUCAUGGAGGCUGAAUUUUCCGACUGUUGUGCCAAAGACACCUUCUUUACCCACCCUAGGAUUGAAACCAAGCACGAUUUUGACAUCGUGGCGGGGGCAGCGCUCAUAGGUACGUUCUAGGCGCUCAUAGAAGGUAUCUGCGAUCACUUCGUCCUUCUCUUCCGUCGGGGCGCAAAUCAGCGAUAUGUUGAAGAACCUCGCUUUGAUGCGGAUUGUGGCUAGACGUUCAUACACCGGAGUAAACGUCAGGGCUCGAGACGGAGUCUCUCUCCCACCACGAAUCCCACACCGAAUUUGCGCUCCUUUAUAUGGCCGCUGUAGUAGAUGUCACAAGGACCCACCCACCUUCUUCCGUCCUUGUCCCGUCCAUCGCAUUUCUUUUAUUGCGGUGAUGUCAGCCUUUACUCUUACGAGGACAUCAACCAGCUGGGCAGAGGCACCUUCCCAAUUAAGGGUUCGGACAUUCCAGGUGCAUGCCCUUAAAUCAUAGUCCUUUAUACGUUUGCUGUGGUCGUCAUCGAAAGGGGGGUGCCUCAUCCGAGGCUGUUUCUUCUUAUUCAUUGGUUAUUCGUUUUUAUGUGGUGGGUCCCAAACCCUACCAUAACCGCAUAGGCGGAAUUCGCCUUCUCACUUUAGCUCGCUUCCAGACGGAUAUCUGUUGGCUACCCAGAGGAUACUUGGUCAAAGACCGGAAGUCGUGAGCUGCUUGAGCCACAUGCAAAAGAAUCGUUUCUGGCCACUCCCAAGAGCAUUAAAUCUGGUUGGAGUGAGGGUCCCGUGAAUAGAAUAUCAUUGAGGGAAUUCCCCGAGCUAGUGGCUUUUGAGGCAUUGAACACAACUCUAACUUUUGUUGUUUUUUUGUCUGGCUUCACUACUGCAUGAUGUGGCAAGUAGAAUGAGUGGUAAUCUAAGCGAGUGUGGAAAAUUGUUGUUUUCGUGGCAGUCGUACGACGUACCGACCGUUUUCUGAUCUUGUAGUUGUGGCUUUGUAAAAGUCUUCACAAUACUGAUCUUCUGGUGUUGUAAUCGAUAUGGAGUGGAGUUCUUCUAACUCCCAAUAUUUCUUCAACUUCAGUUGUCAAGGUGUUAACUGUUUCGGUAACUAGUCCACUUAGUAUCCUCUUAGCGCUUAUCCACUUAGGGGGAAAUGAGGGUAAUGUGGGAGAAUUUAUUAGAGUUCUUUAUAACUUUUCCACUCAUUCCCGUAACUUCAAAUUUUGCUUGCUUCGUUGGCAGUUUUAGUUUAUUUUGUGCCUUAGACGCUAUGAAUGAUCAUUGUGAUCCUUGGUCUAUCAAGGCCCUAUGUUUGAACAGUUCUCCUAGGUGUUCGAUGGAGACGACUGCUGUGGGUAGUAAUACCCUACUUUGGCUUUGGCUGUGCUGUCUCUUUUGAUAAUAAACACAGUUGAAUUUGCUUUCGCAAUUAUUUGGAUUAUGUGCAUGGGACAAGCAGUUUGUACAGAUUCGUUUUGAUCUGACAAAGUUGUUCCUUUCGUUAAUAUUUAAUUUUUUAAUAUUCCUCCCUCCGUUGCAUACUACAGUGAUCCCCGCUUAAGUGCCCCUCCGUUUAAGUGCCUUUCCCGCUUAAGUAACCAUAUUUUGCGGCAUCGUUAUUUUUCUCUCAAUUUACAUAUAAAAUUGCCCUCUUAGCCUCCGUUUAAAUGCCUUUCCCGCUUAAAUGCCUGCAAUAUUUAAGCCAGAAAACAAAAUUGUUUGCAAAUUUCCUCUUUUAAGUGCCUUUUAAUAUUUUUGACAUAGAAUGCGCUGAGUAUUGUCAAAAGUAAAACAUCUACAUAGUUUUUUCCAUAUUUAUUGUUAUUAGAAAGUAUUUUUGUUAUUAAUUAGAAAUAAGUGUACUUUUCAUUCUAAAAGAAAAAAUAUUAGUUCGAUAUAUUUGGGAAAAGGCUUGGUAAGUACCUCGAGGCACUUAAGCGGAAUUCAUUUAAGUGCCUUUCCCUCUUAAGUGUCUCAAAGCUCGUGCUCGCUCGUUCAAGGUAAAGAUUGUACAGAAGGGAUGCACUUAUGCGUUAAAAACCAUAUCAACCAAUUUCAACGAAUUUCGGUUCACAAUAAUUUUAUGGCAUCCCAAUGUUAAAGUUUGAAAGUUGGCAAAAUGGGUUAACAACCUCAACAACUUUACAAUAUAUACAUUAUACAUAUUACUUUGCAAGCUUUGCACAAAUUCUACAUUUCGUAUCGGCUAAUUUUUUAUUGAAAAUCUGUCAGAUAUUUUAAGAAAUUCAAAGAAGAUGUGUUCCUUUUAACAGUCUGUUCCAAAAAUGGGCAAAAUCAGCGCAAUAUUUCCUGUAAACUACGUAUACCAAAUAUACGGAAUUUCAAACUUCCAGUUGACUUACAUUCAGCGUUAUAAGUCUACAUGCAGCUAAUACAAAAAUGUUUCACUAGUUAAUCAAAAAAUAGGGUAUUGACUUCACAAAAAAAUAUGUAAACAUUCCAAAGAAGUUCGGAAACAAUGUUUUUUUUUCCUAUGAAUCAAAGUACUGAAUAGUUCAUACAACAAAAAUGAACUAUGUCCAACUGUAAAGCACUUAGGUGGGGGUUUGAUGGUUUAGGUUAGAUGGUUUGUUUGCCAACCACUGGCACCGGCAACUUAGAGUUUGUGGAGACAACAAUGGAUAGGCAUAUUAAUUUAGACAUUUUAAAGCAUGAUAUUAGAUCGAGCACUGAAAAUUUAGGUUUGAAAAAUGGGUAUUAUUUCCAACAAAAUAAAGAUCCCAAGAACGGUUCCCGUUUGACUUUUUAUUCUUUUUAGGCAACAAAAGAGAAAUAUAUUUUUCCAAAAAAAAAAGGAAUAUACAAUCAAUUUUAAUUUUGUUUAUUUUUCAUCUUUCAGGUACAUGAGGAUAUGGUAUCAUUUUAUACAUUUAACAAAUAUUGGAUAUUCUUCAGGUUUAUGUGCUUAUAUCACACUAAAUAUAUUGAAAGUGUUGUUCCCCGUACUCACCUUGAAUUUCAAUAUUCAUACGUAAAAUGAUUAAUCACUCAAAUGCAUUUAAAUUAUAUUUUCAGAUUCGUUUUACUUUACAGGUUUUUAGAUUAGCGACAAGGUAAGUAUAAAUUCAAUAUAUUUAUUAUCAAGUCUACUUUAUUUACAGAUUUCUUUGAUUGGCGCAAAAAAAGGUAAGACAACUCGGUGUGUAUAUACUGCGAAUAUAAUAAGUUUAUAUAGGAUUUCACUCUCGGUUGCGACCACGGACGGCACGAUUUGACUUUGAUGAAACUCGGCAACAGACUGUCUGUGAGCGAUCUUGUAUUGACAUAACAAGGCAAAAAAGGGUAAUCAGCGGGAUCGCUCCUCCCUCCCUUUCGUUCCUUUUGGGGUGGUGUUCUCAUGUGUAGUGUAGGCGUCGUAUAGUGAUGUGGAUGUUAAGUGGUGGUGUGAUGAUGUGGGGAGCGUGGUGAAUGUGCCGUGUCAGUGUUGUGUGUUGGAGUAAAAAUGUGGUGUGAUGGUGUGUUUGGUUGAGGGGGCUAUGACUCAUUUAGACAUCCCGGUCCCCUAGGCGACUAAUUAGCCUAGUAGACGUUGCAGUUGCUGCAAAGUGGCCACCAUAUUGGUGGACGGCGGCGCGUGGAUUCCGGCGUCGACUACAAGAUUGCCCGCGUGAUGCACGGGCAGCGGUUGGUGGCGCUGUGGCUGCAGGGUUUUGAGUAACUGGGGCAUAUCGCUAUCGAUAUUUAGCUGUCAAAAUAGUAUUAAUAUUAUAUGCGUGUUGUAAAUAUUGAUAUGUUAGUUGGUUCUACGUUAUGUAGCACGCGUUGGCCGUCAUGUGGAUCGAGGAUUUAUAAUUUGUUUUGAUAGUUUCAUUAAUUAUUUAUGAUUUAUUUUAUGGGUUUAUUGUUUUCGUUUUAGGUUUCUAUUUUAUCGGCUGUCAUAGCAUAGUUUAACGAGCGGCCCUUCCAUUUUGCGUACGGAAAUCGACUAUGCGAAUAUGACCGGCGCCGUGGUCAAGUUUCUCUAUGCGGCCAAGCCGCCAUUCACAAUCUCCAAGCUUAGGCGCAUUUUCUAGUAUUUUCCACCGGUACCUUCUGUGGAGGUCCUUUAAAUAAUCCUCUUUCCAUCGAAGACUGAAAUCAUGAUGGAAGAUUUUGAUUCUUCACCAUCUGUUUAAAAAGGAAAGCGGCUCCACGCUUGGCUCAGGUGUGACCAGAAUGGGCGCUCCUUUGUGUGAGGGAUGUAAAGUCUGAUGGAUCUUACGAGAGGGUAGCGAGAGGCCGUGAGUUGAGAACGGCUUCAAUUCUUGUUAACAAUGUCGUAAAUUCUUCAUAAUUAAAUUUGUAAGUGCCAGCUAGCUUAGUGAAAUGAGAUUUGAAGCUUUUUACAGCUUUUCCUAUAAACCACCCAUGUGUGGAGCGCUUGGGGGGAUAAACUGCCAAUUGGUGCCUUGGGGAGCAUAUUUUUGUAUAAUGUCAGGAGAGACUUGUUUUAUGAAAUCCACAAACUGUAUUUCUGUGGCUCUUUGAGCCCCGAUUACCGUUUUACCAUUAUCUCUCAUGAUUUUUGAUGGAAAGCCACGUCUUCCGACAAAGCGAGCAAAUGCCGCGAGAAAAGCCUCCUUCGUCAGAUUGGUACAUAGCUCAAGGUGCACUGCUUUUGUCGUUAAAAAGAUAAAGACAGCCACAUAGCAUUUCACGAGAGUGGGAGACCUUAGCAUAGACGCCUUUAUUUGAAAAGGCCCAGCAAAGUCGGCACCUGUAGUGGUGAAAGGCAGAGCGUAAUUGCAGCGUUCAGGUGGAAUUGCUGCCAAAUCUGCGAUGUCGAAACUUUCUUGUGUUUAUUGACGUGUGCGCUUUUCUACACAGAGGUGGCUGCCUAUCUUAGCUGAUUCAAAAUAGUGGUCCGAGUCGGUGUUGGGACCACGAAGCGUACGCACAUCAAAAACACUGGAGACAUGUCGUCCAAGUAGCUUGAUGGAAUUCUUAUGCUAGAAUCUAGUACUACAGACGACCAUAUUUCGGGCUCCAGCGAAGUCGAUCAGUCUCAGACCGUUUGGCGAUGUUUCGUCAUGGAUGCUGAAUUUUCCGACUGUUGUGCCACAGACACCUUCUUUACCCACCCUAGGAUUGAAAUCGCCAAGCACGAUUUUGAAAUCGUGGCGGGGGCAGCGCUCAUAGGUACGUUCUAGGCGCUCAUAGAAGGUAUCUGCGAUCACUUCGUCCUUCUCUUCCGUCGGGGCGCAAUUCAGCGAUAUGUUGAAGAACCUCGCUUUGAUCCGGAUUGUGGCUAGACGUUCAUACACCGGAGUAAAUGUCAGGGCUCGAGACGGAGUCUCUCUCCCACCACGAAUCCCACACCGAAUUUGCGCUCCUUUAUAUGGCCGCUGUAGUAGAUGUCACAAGGACCCACCCACCUUCUUCCGUCCUUGUCCCGUCCAUCGCAUUUCUUUUAUUGCGGUGAUGUCAGCCUUUACUCUUACGAGGACAUCAACCAGCUGGGCAGAGGCACCUUCCCAAUUAAGGGUUCGGACAUUCCAGGUGCAUGCCCUUAAAUCAUAGUCCUUUAUACGUUUGCUGUGGUCGUCAUCGAAAGGGGGGUGCCUCAUCCGAGGCUGUUUCUUCUUAUUCAUUGGUUAUUCGUUUUUAUGUGGUGGGUCCCAAACCCUACCAUAACCGCAUAGGCGGAAUUCGCCUUCUCACUUUAGCUCGCUUCCAGACGGAUAUCUGUUGGCUACCCAGAGGAUACUUGGUCAAAGACCGGAAGUCGUGAGCUGCUUGAGCCACAUGCAAAAGAAUCGUUUCUGGCCACUCCCAAGAGCAUUAAAUCUGGUUGGAGUGGGGGUCCCGUGAAUAGAAUAGCUAGUGGCUUUUGAGGCAUUGAAAACAACUCUAACUUUUGUUGUUUUUUUGUCUGGCUUCACUACUGCAUGAUGUGGCAAGUAGAAUGAGUGGUAACCUAAGCGAGUGUGGAGAAUUGUUGUUUUCGUGGCAGUCGUACGACGUACCGACCGUUUUCUGAUCUUGUAGGUGUGGCUUUGUAAAAGUCUUCACAAUACUGAUCUUCUGGUGUUGUAAUCGAUAUGGAGGGGAGUUCUUCUAACUCCCAAUAUUUCUUCAACUUCAGUUGUCAAGGUGUUAACUGUUUCGGUAACUAGUCCACUUAGUAUCCUCUUAGCGCUUAUCCACUUAGAGGGAAAUGAGGGUAAUGUGGGAGAAUUUAUUAGAGUUCUUUAUAACUUUUCCACUCAUUUCCGUAACUUCAAAUUUUGCUUGCUUCGUUGGCAGUUUUAGUUUAUUUUGUGCCUUAGACGCUAUGAAUGAUCAUUGUGAUCCUUGGUCUAUCAAGGCCCUAUGUUUGAACAGUUCUCCUAGGUGUUCGAUGGAGACGACUGCUGUGGGUAGUAAUACCCUACUUUGGCUUUGGCUGUGCUGUCUCUUUUGAUAAUAAACACAGUUGAAUUUGAUUUCGCAAUUAUUUGGAUUAUGUGCAUGGGACAAGCAGUUUGUACAGAUUCGUUUUGAUCUGACAAAGUUGUUCCUUUCGUUAAUAUUUAAUUUUUUAAUCUUCCUCCCUCCGUUGCAGACUACAGUGAUCCCCGCUUAAGUGCCCCUCCGUUUAAGUGCCUUUCCCGCUUAAGUAACCAUAUUUUGCGGCAUCGUUAUUUUUUCUCUCAAUUUACAUAUAAAAUUGCCCUCUUAGCCUCCGUUUAAAUGCCUUUCCCGCUUAAAUGCCUGCAAUAUUUAAGCCAGAAAAACAAAAUUGUUUGCAAAUUUCCUCUUUUAAGUGCCUUUUAAUAUUUUUGACAUAUUUAGAAUGCGCUGAGUAUUGUCAAAAGUAAAACAUCUACAUAGUUUUUUCCAUAUUUAUUGUUAUUAGAAAGUAUUUUUGUUAUUAAUAAGAAAUAAGUGUACUUUUCAUUCUAAAAGAAAAAAUAUUAGUUCGAUAUAUUUUGGAAAAGGCUUGGUAAGUACCUCGAGGCACUUAAGCGGGAUUCAUUUAAGUGCCUUUCCCUCUUAAGUGUCUCAAAGCUCGUGCAUGUUAAAAGGGGGCACUUAAGCGGGGAUUACUGUAUUGUGGUUUGAAGAAGCUUCUGUUCAGAUUGUUGUUGCUAUUGACUCUUCUGUUUAGGUCGUAUUUAACGUUUUUAGUUCUCACUAUUUUUUAUAUCACAACAAUAUCAAUUUCAACUACCCAAAGUUAUGAAAUCUUUCAUUUGUUGCCACGUAAAAUAACGGUUUAUCUGUUAAUACUGCGGUGCGUAUAUUAACCAGAAUGGUGUCCCAAUUGUGUGUAGAAAUAUUUAGUGUCAAUAGAACCGACAAACAGUUUGAAACAGUGGAUUCUUGUUUUAAGAUUUUUUCACUUGUUUCUUUUUGAAUUUUAGGCAAAUUCAUCAAUAUCGUCACUUGUUUAUCGACCAAUAUUCUUUCGUUUUCGUAUUUUGCUUUUAGAGCUUCCCAAGCCAAAUUGAAAUUGCCGUCAUAUAGAGCGAACUGUUUAACUAUUACACCUGCUCACCACGCCUGACCAUCAGUUUUGUAUCUGAGGUGAUACAAUUUUUGCGCUUGUGAUAAUUUUGGAUGGCUUAUGUACACGGCGAUAAACUUGUCCCGGAAGGACGGCUAUUGUUCAUAAUCUCCAUGAAACAUUUCUGUAUCGCAUGCUGGCACUUUGAGGUGAAUGCCUGAACUUGCCUCUGGGCCUUGUAAUUGUGUCAGUUCUACUUUUCUGCCGAUUCAGAAUUGUCUUGAAUCGACGAGAUGCAAAUCGAGUGCAGUAUCUUAUUAGGCAGUCACUCUCAGAAAUGAAUUUAUAGUGUCUUUAUGAAUUUAUUAGAUAUGUCUUUCCAACUUUUUGUAGCAUCUUGCUUAGAGAGUGUAGCUUCUGCCGGUGUCGUCAGAUAACAUUUUAGGGAUUUUUAAAAAUUGUAGCUUUUGAGUGCUCAUUUAGAAGGUGUUAAAUGUUAAAAUAUAUGUUUCAGUGUAAACUGAUAUAGAUAAUAUACCGAAAACUGGCACAAUUGUGGCAAGCAAUGCCGACCACUGUUUGCAACGAACAAUAAUUAAGCAUAUUCAGAAACGGGCACCACCACAAUCAAACGAGCAUCACAAAAUGAGAUUGUGUUACAGCACUUACUGUGGGACCAAGCGUCAAUAAAUAAAAAAUAAAAACCGGCCGAUAUUACAAGCUUACGCGCAUUUUAUUAAUUUAUUCACAUAGAAAAACCUUAUUUACAAACGUGCACAUAUUCGUAUUGUGCAAUCGUGUGGCAUAGACCUACUCGCUUAACCUCUGCAAGCAGACGGAAUAUUUUUGAUCGCUGAUGUGCUGAACACAUAGAAGACGACAAGCAACGAGCGACAUCUGAGAAAUAUUAAAAUACACGCGUUCUUAUGGGCAUAGAUUUUUUGACAACAGCACGACUACGCGACAACAGGCUUGUAGUUGUUGUUGCCGCUAAAUUAAAAAUGUUUCUAAUUUUGUCGACGACAAUGGGCAGCUGUAGAAUUGCCACUAAUAUGUGAAAUGUAAAAUUAUUAAAAGUUAUACCAAAUAUGACGUUAUUUUGCCAAUUAAAAUUUUAUAUUUCAGAAUUAACUAUGGAUUUCGAUGAAGCGUUAAUAGAAGAAGUGCGUCAUCCCCACUUUUAAAAGAUCAUGGUGAUGGUGAUUAUAAAAAUUUGCGAAAGAAGGACCACGCGUGGAGGGAAGUCGGAGUCGAAAUUGGGUGAAAUGGAGGGCAAGAAAAGGUGGAAGAGCCUUCGUGACUGUUAUAAAAGAUGCAGGCGAAUGUAGCAGGUCCCUUCUGGAAGUGGUGCCGAGGCGAACAGAAAAAAGUGAAAAUAUUUGGAAGCGAUGUCUUUUUUGGGGAGUGCCACAACUUCCAGGCGAACUAUUAGCAAUGUCAGUUAUGAAGUGGAAUAUCUCGAGGAGAGUGACAUUGUUAUAAUUGACGACUCCCAGGAUCAAUCAGUACCAGAAAUCAGAAAUGCAGAUUCUGAUGGAAAUCGACGAAAG
Messenger RNA from Zeugodacus cucurbitae (melon fly), 16940 nucleotides. Its product is annotated as protein anoxia up-regulated. Gene Ontology annotation, biological process: protein transport. Lineage: Eukaryota; Metazoa; Arthropoda; Insecta; Diptera; Tephritidae. Bases 202 to 2250 code for a protein of 682 amino acids. The transcript has 11 exons. The record is from RefSeq and is a predicted model, not a curated record.